AUGCCGCUUCUACCCCGGUUCCGCAACAUGGCCGGGAUCAUGGUGCUCUUGACGUCCCUUUGGCUAGUCCUUUUUGUAUACCACGAGCACGUGGUGCCCAUGCUAUUUGCACGCCGGUGUCUAUGGCAUCUGGUGGAGCCUGAGGCGCAAACGAACGUGCUCUUGGUGGCCGAUCCGCAGCUCAUAGAUAACCACACGUAUCCCGGGCGCAACGGCGUGUUGUUGGGCCUCUCGAAGCACACGGUGGACGUGUACUUGAAGCAGAACUACAGGGCGUUGGUCACGCAUCUUGCGCCGGACUACAUCGUGUUUUUGGGCGACUAUCUCGACAACGGCCGGCUGGCGCUGGACGCGUAUUUCGAGGCCGAGUUCCGCCGCUUCGAGCGCAUUUUCAACCGCUGGCCGGAGUACCCGCGCGGCGACCGCUGGUUCACAAACGUGGCCGGAAACCACGACAUUGGCUUUGGCGACGGCGUGAAGCUCCCGCUGCGCGAGCGCUUUGUCUCGCACUUUGGCGCUGCCAACGCGGUGCACAGCAUCAACGGCGUCGACUUGAUCGUGCUAGACUCGGUGUCGUACUCGUCCUCCAACGCGGCCAUCAGCGAGGAGGUCCGCCACUUCGUGCGCCUGCUCCCGCCGAAACAGCGCCCGAGAGUCUUGCUUUCGCACGUGCCUUUUUACAGAGACUCGGCCCAGCUCUCGUGUGGCCCGCUUCGCGAGUCCCGCGAGUUGUGGCAGAACGUGGGGUACCAGUACCAGCUGGAGUUGACGGCCGAAGUGCUGGCCGAGCUUUUGGGCCUCAUCCAGCCAGACUUGAUUUACUCGGGCGACGACCACGACUACUGUGACGUGCAGCACCUGGACGCCACGCGGGAAGUCACUGUCAAGUCCAUCAGCAUGGCCAUGGGCAUCAAGCGGCCCGCGGUGCAGUUGCUCUCAUUUUCAGCGGGCGGCGAUACGUUGAAUUACCACACGGAGAUAUGCUACUUGCCCCGGCCAUACGUCAACGUGGUCGUUUACGUGGCCCUUGCCGUGUGCUCAGGGCUUCUCUUGCUUUUCUCCAGCAUCAAGCUGCGCAGGUACGUCUAUGCCCGCGGCCAGGCGCCUAUGUCCAAGCGCAUGUCGAAGUUCUUUGAAGGCGAUGACUCGCCUGCUGCCUCGCUUGCGCCCCUCUCAAACUACACCAAAACCACACUAAGUGCUGGGGAGAAGUUGCAGCAGCAGUUUCGUGUGUGGAAAGCAGAAAUGCUUCUUACGUUGAGGAGAUGGAACCUAAUAACCUUUUUCAAGCUGUGCGCAGUGCUCGGCCUGGUGACCAUUGGCAUAUACCUUACUGUUGUCUCAUUUGUUUAG
Messenger RNA from Metschnikowia bicuspidata var. bicuspidata NRRL YB-4993, 1353 nucleotides. RefSeq lists its product as uncharacterized. Gene Ontology annotation, biological process: GPI anchor biosynthetic process. The coding region runs from base 1 to 1353 and encodes 450 amino acids. Lineage: Eukaryota; Fungi; Ascomycota; Pichiomycetes; Serinales; Metschnikowiaceae. Gene Ontology annotation, molecular function: hydrolase activity. The record is from RefSeq and is a predicted model, not a curated record. The transcript is spliced from 2 exons. Gene Ontology annotation, cellular component: endoplasmic reticulum.